Messenger RNA from Petromyzon marinus (sea lamprey), 2430 nucleotides. Its product is annotated as regulator of G-protein signaling 9-like. Gene Ontology annotation, cellular component: cytoplasm; neuron projection; plasma membrane. Lineage: Eukaryota; Metazoa; Chordata; Hyperoartia; Petromyzontiformes; Petromyzontidae. Gene Ontology annotation, biological process: G protein-coupled receptor signaling pathway; regulation of G protein-coupled receptor signaling pathway; positive regulation of GTPase activity. Gene Ontology annotation, molecular function: GTPase activator activity. The record is from RefSeq and is a predicted model, not a curated record.
AAAACUAUAUUUUUGAGAGGGAGUGGUGGAGUGGGGGGGCACAUAGAGAGGGGCAGCGGUGCCCUCUGGUGAUAAGUGACGGGUGACUGAACCAGUUUGUUGGGCCAUCAUUGUUCUCCAAGUCCCUGGGGCAUGGCUUCAUCAAAGAAGGUGGAAUGCUUGGUUUGCAGAAUGCAAGAUAAGCAAACAGGAGUUCCACUGCUCACUCGCCAUUUGAUCACCUUUGCGAUCCCCAACGCAAGCAUCGGCUAUAACAUUGCGGACUGGAUGUUAAGGGACAUGAAAACCACGCAGGAAGAAACAUAUAACCUUUGUAACCUGCUGGUGAAGUAUGGAUACUUGUACCCCGUUCAUCCAGCCGCACACCUCGGCUUUCACCCAAGCAAGCUGUACCACUUCCAGACUCCUUACUUCUGGCCAGACAGACACCGAGAGGCCAGCGACGUGGAGUACGCUGUGCAUCUUGUCAAGAAAAAUGUUCUAAGUAAUGGACAACUGGCAGAGUAUGAGAAGGUGCAGUAUCACCAACUCUUCAGGAGUGAACACCACAAGUGGGACUUUGUGAUCAUUCAGGCUCAAGAGCAAAUUCGGACUCUGAAGGAACGAAGAAAAGGUGAUCGGGCUGUGUUGGCCAGCCAGGAGCAGGCCUACUGGAGGGUGGCCCGGCCACCGCCUGGACUUGACAACGAUGCAUUGAAUGGACCUGUAAAGCACACGAUGGCUUUGCAUCGCGACCAGGUUGCGGAACUUUACAAAAAACAGAUUGUGUAUGGUCGCAAAGCUCUAGGCAGAGCGAGAUUGAAGCCAUCCGUCUCACUUGAGGGGCUCAUCAAAUACAGUGAGCAGUUCACUCCACUCGACCCCUUGCUGAGCGGUUGUUUGCCCAACAACCCCUGGAUGAGCAAUGCCACGACAUACUGGGUACUCAACGCUACAAUGGUGGAGGUGCCAUUGAGACUGCGAGUGGAGCGCUGGGCCUUCAGCUUCCAAGAGCUGAUCCAGGACUUGCGCGGUCGCAAGGAGUUCCAGGAGUUCUUGUGCAAGGAGUUCAGUGGUGAAAAUCUCAGUUUCUGGGAAGCCUGCGAGGACCUUUUAUAUGGAGACUGCACCAAGCUGCAUGAAAAAGUUGAACAAGUUUACACAGACUUCUUAGCUCCUUGGGCUAAACGCUGCAUCAACAUUGACGCGGAGACGAUGGCGGUGACGUUGGAAGGCCUCAAAUCUCCACAUCGUUACGUGCUCGAGGCAGCCCAAGCACACAUUUACAUGCUAAUGAAGAAGGACUCGUAUCCACGCUACCUCAAGUCUGACUUAUACAAGACGAUGCUGGCUGGAGCUAUAGUUCCAUCUGCAGGAAACGCACACUCCCACUGAGAGGUUCCCGGAGCGUCUAGCCACCCUUGGUUGCUGGAUUCCCACAUUGCAUGAUAGUACUGGCUGCAUCCACCAGUGUUGACAACUGGGAAUUAUGAAGGGGUACUGUCUUGAUUAGAUUUGAUUCCAUGAACAAGUUUAACCCCUAUAAGACCCCAAUUAUGUAUGUUGAACUUCUUUUGCACCAUACGCAGCCAACCGUGCUAAUCGGAGGUGUGGGAAAUUAUCAAGUAACAUUGCUGGUUUUCUUUUUCAACUUUCGGGGGCAUUAGUUAUUGGUCACCAUGGUCGGAAAGUUUUGUUCAGGUAUAGCCGUGUAUGAUAUAGAUGGAGCACAUUCCCACGAAUAAGCAGAUGCAAAAUUUGGAAAUUUGAUCAACUACAAAAUCCAAGGGAGGAAACCGAGUUCAAAGUGGAGGAAACACAUUUCCACAUUGUUCACAUUCGUAAAUGUCAAUGUGUUAAGUACUUGUCGGAUUAUCAGGUGACUAAUGUGGUUAUUAUGUUGACAUGCACAUUUGUUUAUGAUCUUCAAUUAGUUUUGUUCGUGUUUAUGUUUGUGUUUAUUAAGUGAUGGCAGUUAUUUUAAUGGAACUGUCUGAUUGCUUAAGGGUUUUAGAUAACUUGCAAGACAAUAAUUAAUCCUAUUAUGUACUCUAUAGUCUAUGUUUAGUGUUUCAUUAGGAAUGCAUACUUAAGUAACUAAAUGUAGAGAGGUAUUGCAUAAAUACAAGUUUUAUGAUAUUCCAAGUCUUGAUAUUAGUAACGCUGCAAUAUGUGUCAAUUCAAAACAGUACUGUCUAGCAUUGUAAUUUUAAAUUUCAAAUAAAGUGGAGACUUCACCAAAGCAAUGAAACUUUUUUAACGUAUGUUGAACUUCUUUCACACCAUACGUAGCCAACAAUCGAUAGUUGAUUCGGGAUUUGCAUCUCUCGUUUGUUCUGUCCUAUUCCAGCCAUUACACUAAAAUAAAUAAUUGCAUACAUCAAAACAUAUUCACGUAUAAUUUCAAGUGUGUAUCGUGACCCAAAAAAAAGGUACUUUGAUUCAUUGGUU